CUUGUUUCAAAAUUUAAAUAAAUAUCUUACGACAAUCUCUAAAGCUUUACUGCUGUUUGUUUAUUGCGAAAAGUACUGCUGCAUUCAUAAACGAAGUUAAAUAAAAAUAGAAUUGUGUUUUAUUCUCUUCUUAUCGUUAAUUAAAUUUUUUUUUUUAUGGAAGGAGCUGAAUCCGAUUCGGAUGAUUGGGUUAUUAAUUGUAGUGAUGAGGAAUUAGUAUCAACUUCGGAAACACAGGAAUCUUGGGAGCCAAGUCCACAAGAAAUAUUGAAUAUGUAUGAAAUUCUUGAAUCCAACAGUGUUUUGGAGUUAGAAUGGCGAUGUCCUGGCCGAAGAUCUCCAAGUGUUAAUUCUAAUAAAUCAGAUUUGUUAGAGAAAGGUUCAAUAUCGGAUGAAGAUAGCAAUAAACAAGUGGAGCCAAAUGAAUUUGAUUUUGAUGAUGAAUUUGGUUCAGAACGACCCUCCUUGAAGUUAUCUGCCCGCAAACGAAAUAAUGCUACCAGUGCACAAAAAAGAGUUGCAAGACUAGAUAAAGUAAUGUUUGAUAUCCAAAGACAUCGUAAACUAGAUGAACUGGAAUUGCAAAAAAGUUUAUCAGACUCUACUUGUUCCAGCCCUUCUUCAAAAACUGAACAAAAGACAUCAUGAGUGCGUUGUAUACCUUGCACUUAAUUCUUAAUUUAUGAGUUCAUAUUAUCGUGUAAAUAUAAAAUUUGUUAGUGCCCAUGCCAUUCAUUAUUGUAAUUUGUAAUUAUUGAA
Messenger RNA from Parasteatoda tepidariorum (common house spider), 759 nucleotides. Its product is annotated as PAXIP1-associated glutamate-rich protein 1. The record is from RefSeq and is a predicted model, not a curated record. Gene Ontology annotation, biological process: positive regulation of cell cycle G1/S phase transition; positive regulation of intracellular estrogen receptor signaling pathway. Gene Ontology annotation, cellular component: MLL3/4 complex. NCBI's taxonomy places the organism in Eukaryota, Metazoa, Arthropoda, Arachnida, Araneae, Theridiidae. Gene Ontology annotation, molecular function: nuclear estrogen receptor binding.